This is a messenger RNA of Gracilinanus agilis (Agile Gracile Mouse Opossum), 1461 nucleotides long. RefSeq names its product forkhead box F2 (gene FOXF2). Lineage: Eukaryota; Metazoa; Chordata; Mammalia; Didelphimorphia; Didelphidae. The coding region runs from base 1 to 1461 and encodes 486 amino acids. Gene Ontology annotation, molecular function: RNA polymerase II cis-regulatory region sequence-specific DNA binding; DNA-binding transcription factor activity, RNA polymerase II-specific. Gene Ontology annotation, cellular component: nucleus. The transcript is spliced from 2 exons. The record is from RefSeq and is a predicted model, not a curated record. Gene Ontology annotation, biological process: regulation of transcription by RNA polymerase II; animal organ morphogenesis.
AUGACCACCGAGGGCGGGCAGCAGCCUCAGCAACAGCAGCAGCAGCAGCAGCAACAACAGCAGCAACGCCUGCCGCCCCCGCCGGCCCCUCUCCAGCGUCCUUGCAGCCCGGCCCCCGGUGCGCUCCAGUCAGUCUUGAUGAGCCAGCCACCUCCUUCCUCCUCCUCCGCCGCUGCUGCUGCCGCCCUGGAGACCACCUCUUCCUCCUCUUCCUCCGCGUCCUCCGCUUCUUCUUCAUCUUCCUCGUCCUCCAGCGCUUCCUCCGCAGCUUGCAAGAACGCUAGCGGCGGCGGAGGCAGCAGCGGGAGCGGAGGGGGAGGCGGAGGGGGAAGCGGAGGGGGCGGCGGGGGCAGUGGAAGCAAGAAGGCCAGCUCCGGACUGCGUCGCCCGGAGAAGCCCCCGUAUUCGUACAUCGCCCUCAUCGUCAUGGCUAUUCAAAGCUCACCCAGCAAGCGGCUCACACUCAGCGAGAUCUACCAGUUCCUGCAGGCUCGCUUCCCCUUCUUCCGCGGAGCCUACCAGGGCUGGAAGAAUUCUGUGCGCCACAACCUCUCGCUCAAUGAGUGCUUCAUCAAGCUCCCCAAGGGGCUGGGCCGCCCUGGAAAGGGCCACUAUUGGACCAUCGACCCAGCUAGCGAGUUCAUGUUCGAAGAGGGCUCAUUCCGCCGCCGGCCUCGGGGCUUCAGGCGGAAGUGCCAGGCGCUCAAGCCCAUGUACCACCGCAUGGUCAGCGGUCUGGGUUUCGGUGCCUCCCUCUUACCACAGGGCUUCGACUUCCAGGCUCCCCCCUCGGCGCCUCUCGGGUGCCACGGCCAAGGUGGUUACGGCGGCCUCGACAUGAUGCCGGGAGGCUACGAUUCCAGCGCCGGCGCCCCGGGACACUCCCACCCUCACCACCAUCACCACCACGUCCCCCAUAUGUCGCCCAACCCGGGCUCGACCUAUAUGGCCAGCUGCCCGGUCACCACAGGCGCUGGAAUUGGGGCGGCUGGAGGAGGAGGUGGAGGAGGAGGAGGAGGAGGAACGGGAGGGGGAGGAGGAGAGUACGGACCGGACAGCAGCAGCAGCCCGGUGCCCUCAUCACCGGCCAUGGCGAGUGCAAUAGAGUGCCACUCGCCCUACACUAGCCCCGCGGCUCACUGGAGCCCUCCCGGUUCCUCACCUUACCUCAAGCAGCCGCCUGCCCUCACGCCCACCAGCAACCCGGCAGCCCCUGCCGGACUCCACUCCAGCAUGUCCUCCUACUCCCUGGAGCAGAGCUACCUGCACCAAAACGCUCGCGAGGACCUCUCAGUGGGACUCCCUCGAUACCAGCAUCAUUCUACCCCAGUGUGUGACAGGAAAGAUUUCGUCCUCAAUUUCAACGGCAUUUCUUCUUUUCAUCCUUCGGCUAGUGGAUCAUAUUAUCACCACCAUCACCAUCAAAGUGUCUGUCAGGACAUUAAGCCCUGUGUCAUGUGA